AUGCUGCGCGUUUGCGCCGUGUCGGGGAGUGAGGUGGCAGCUUUGGGCAUAGAGGAGUUAGAGGUCCCAGAUGUCCGAUCCUUGAAGCGUCACCUGCACAAGCUCUUAGGGACACCUCGAUUCCGACAGCGGCUCUUUUGUGAGGGCCGAAGCAUGGAGGAGGAUGAGACGCUGGAUGCACCAGCAGACAUCCAGCUUGUGUUGCUACCCUUCAUUCAGACUUCACAGGCGCAAGAGAGGGAGCUCAUGAAUGUCGCCUUUAAAGGCGAUGAGUUGCAAAUGGAGCAGAUUCUGCAACGUCCGCAGGAACCCAGAGUCUAUGGCUCCUUUGGCCCUGGCGCCCAGCCCCUUCAGACCGCAUGCGGCAAGGGCCACUUGAACAUUGCGCGCUUGUUGCUGGAGGCGGGUGCCAAUUGCGUUGAAAUCUGGGGGGCCUUCUGUCCUUUUGCUGAAGCGGUCUUCCAGAACCGUGUUGACGAAGAGAUCCUGCGCCUGCUUGUAAAGACGAGCUGUUCUUCGAACAGUAAGUUCCUCGAAGGCACGGGCAGCACCCUUCUGCACGAGGCAUGUACCCGGGGCUACGUUCCGAUGGCACGUGUGCUCUUGGAGGCCGGUAUAAACAGGGAGAAAGUCUUUCGAGGUGUUACACCUCUUGGCAUUGCGUGCCUGAAGGGCCAUCCAGACAUCGUUCGACUUCUGCUGGACUUCAAUGCCGACAAGGAUAAACUUUGCGGGGGCGACACCCCACUUGGAUUGGUGUCAGGCAAACAGGAUGAAGAGAGUCUUGCGAUAGAGCAGCUGUUGCUGGAGGCUGGUGCUCAAAAAGAGUUUGCCAGCAAGACGCCACUUCACCCCGCCUUCAUUGCCUCAGGCCAGAUCGGCCACUGGAAGCCUUCUGGCAGCGUGUCGGGGGUCGCCCUGCACACCGUGGAAAGUUUGGGGCGAGAUGGACUGGCCACCAGCACCGUGGCUGCCAAUGUGGCUUUAGACGCAGCUCGCAGCUGGCGCGGCGCGUUGGCGCGGCUCUGCCACUUUCAGCACCGGCAAGUCCGGUCAGACGCCACGUCCUUCAGCGCCCUAGUCAAGGCCACCCACAUCUGGGCCUGGGCCACCGCAGCGGUAUCAGAGGCGACCCUUUGCGGGAUUCAGUCGAACGUAGUGCUGGGAUCCGGUGCCUGUGCGGUGCUGAGCCGAGGCUAUGCGUGGUCGCGCGCUGCAUCCAUGUUGGCCUCCUUGCAGUCAUCCAGCCAGCGUGUGGACGUCGUCGCAGCCGGAGCUGUCAUUGCCGGCCAAAGUCGUUUCGGUCAUUGGCAGGCAGCCGGGUCCCUUCUGGCCGGGCUCCGAUCUCGUGGGCUUUCCCCCAACCCCGAGGCCGUCUCCGCAGCCAUGGAUGGCGGGGAGACACAGCAGGGAUGGCGGCUCUGCCUUCGUUUGCUACGGGCCCUGGUGUCCUGGGCCCUGCGGCCCCACGGCCGCGGUCAAAUCUCCGCCACAUCGGCGCUUGCGGUUGGCCGGGCUUGGCAGCGCAGUCUAGGCAUGCUGCACUCGAUGCCUUUGCUUCGCCUGGAAAGAUCCAUUGAGCAGGCCAACGCAGCUGCGACGGGCUGCAGGAGCUCCAACUGGGCCAGGUGUUUGUCCCUCGUGGACCUCGGAGACACGUUUGGCCGCGGCACGGCGGCAGCUGCUUGUGCACAAGGUGGACAAGCCAUGUCCACGGACAGGCUAUGA
Symbiodinium natans is the source of this 1728-nucleotide messenger RNA. NCBI's taxonomy places the organism in Eukaryota, Dinophyceae, Suessiales, Symbiodiniaceae. The record is from the annotation of a GenBank genome assembly.